Messenger RNA from Gossypium raimondii (Peruvian cotton), 1250 nucleotides. RefSeq names its product 25.3 kDa vesicle transport protein. Gene Ontology annotation, biological process: endoplasmic reticulum to Golgi vesicle-mediated transport; retrograde vesicle-mediated transport, Golgi to endoplasmic reticulum; vesicle fusion with Golgi apparatus. NCBI's taxonomy places the organism in Eukaryota, Viridiplantae, Streptophyta, Magnoliopsida, Malvales, Malvaceae. Gene Ontology annotation, cellular component: Golgi membrane; endoplasmic reticulum-Golgi intermediate compartment; SNARE complex. Bases 179 to 835 code for a protein of 218 amino acids. The record is from RefSeq and is a predicted model, not a curated record. Gene Ontology annotation, molecular function: SNAP receptor activity. The transcript has 7 exons.
UCCCAGACGGCAUUGUACCUUUGAAACUUCGGAGUUCGCACGGCAAUCUCAAAGACUUGUCGGACCACCGGUCGUUUCCCCUUCCUCAGAUCGUUGAAAUCAAGGAGAAAUCCGAAGACCUACAUGCUCUAAUCAGUUUGAAGGGAUUUUGUGAAAGCUGAGAAAAAGGGGAGUAAAGAUGGUGAAACUGACAAUGAUUGCUCGUGUUACUGAUGGUCUUCCUCUGGCGGAGGGACUAGAUGAUGGUCGGGAUCUGACAGAUGCCGAAAUGUACAAACAACAAGUUAAGGCUUUGUUUAAGAAUCUCUCUAAAGGCCAUAAUGAAGCUUCAAGGAUGUCUGUCGAGACUGGUCCUUAUGUAUUCCACUAUAUCAUUGAAGGUCGUGUUUGUUACUUGACAAUGUGUGACCGUUCUUAUCCUAAGAAACUUGCUUUUCAAUAUCUGGAAGACCUCAAGAAUGAAUUUGAACGUGUUAAUGGAGCUCAAAUUGAAACUGCUGCCAGGCCUUAUGCAUUUAUUAAAUUUGAUACAUUCAUACAGAAGACAAAAAAAUUAUACCAGGACACCCGUACUCAACGGAAUAUUUCAAAGUUGAAUGAUGAACUCUAUGAAGUUCACCAAAUAAUGACUCGCAAUGUGCAAGAAGUUCUUGGUGUUGGUGAAAAGUUGGACCAGGUCAGUCAGAUGUCCAGUCGUUUGACGUCGGAAUCUCGCAUAUAUGCUGAUAAGGCGAGAGACUUAAAUCGACAGGCUUUAAUUCGGAAGUGGGCUCCGGUUGCCAUCGUGUUAGGAGUUGUGUUCCUCCUCUUUUGGGUGAAAGCAAAGCUGUGGUGAUUUCAACCGUGCUUCAUGGUUUUAACAACUCAUCAUCAAGUUUCUUAGGUUUCUCUGUUUUGCUGUGGGUAGCUUGUUGUCCACACCCAGAGAUCAAACAUUGGAGUGAGUUAUGGUUUUUUGUUCAUCAUACAAUUCGGCAAAGUAUAGGGACGGAUUUGCAAUGUGGAAUUGUGAAGGAGAGACCCUACCUUAAGAGCAUAUGUUCAAAGACAAAACUAUUCUUUCAAUAUGUCAAAAGCCAGAAUAGAACAACAAAUAGUAAACUAGUUAAAAGAAAGCCUUUUGUGGUAAUUAAUUUAAAUUCUAGCACAUCUAGUGUCUAUUUUCUCUUUAAUGCUUGGCCCGCCACGAACAUGAGCAGGAUUUAUGUUGAAGAUUAAGAUAAUAUCAAUUUAGUUUUUACUGCAUGAAA